Pistacia vera is the source of this 1197-nucleotide messenger RNA. RefSeq names its product cinnamoyl-CoA reductase 2-like. Bases 58 to 1017 code for a protein of 319 amino acids. The record is from RefSeq and is a predicted model, not a curated record. Lineage: Eukaryota; Viridiplantae; Streptophyta; Magnoliopsida; Sapindales; Anacardiaceae. The transcript has 6 exons. Gene Ontology annotation, molecular function: oxidoreductase activity, acting on the CH-OH group of donors, NAD or NADP as acceptor.
UUGACCCAGAAGGGAACAAUAUUCAUAGAGGCAGGGAGAACUGGUUAGGGUUUGGAGAUGGCAUUAGAGAAAGUAAGAGUGUGCGUAACGGGAGCUGGAGGCUUCGUUGGCUCGUGGAUCGUUAAGCUUCUACUCUCCAGAGAUUAUAUUGUUCAUGGAACUGUUAGAGAACCCAGUGAUGAGAAGAAUGCUCAUUUAUAUAAACUUGAGAAAGCAUCUGAGAAUCUGAAACUCUUCAAGGCUGAUGUACUGGAUUACAAUUCUGUUUAUUCCGCCAUUGUUGGAUGCACUGGAGUCUUCCAUGUAGCCAGUCCUGUUCCAUCAACCACUGUACCGAAUCCUGAGGUAGAGGUAAUUGAACCUGCUGUAAAGGGUACACUCAAUGUGCUGAAAGCAUCUGUUGAGGCAAAAAUUAAGAGAUUUGUUUUUGUGUCUUCUGGAGCUGCUGUUGGCUUGAACCCCAGUUGGCCCAAGGAUCGAGUGAUGGAUGAGACUUGUUGGUCUGAUAAGGAAUAUUGCAGAACAACUAAGAACUGGUAUUGUCUUUCCAAAACGGAAGCUGAAAGUGAGGCUCUGGAGUUUGGAAAAAGAACUGGGCUUGAUGUUGUGAGCGUUUGUCCCACCCUUAUUCUCGGGCCACUUUUGCAAUCCACAUUGAACUCGAGUAGCCUAGUACUUGUUAAACUUUUGAAAGAAGGUUACGAGACAGUGGAAAACAAGCUGCGGAUGAUAGUUGAUGUGCGGGAUGUUGCUGAAGCCUUACUUUUGGCAUAUGAAAAGCCUGAGGCAGAAGGGAGAUAUAUAUGCACAGCAUACAUUAUCAGAGCUCAGGAAUUUGUUGAUAAAGUGAAGAGCAUAUAUCCUAACUACAAAUAUCCUAAAAACUUCACCGAGCCAGUGGAGGAAAGAGUGCUAACUUCAGAAAAGUUGCAGAAGCUGGGUUGGAGUUACCGGCCAUUGGAGGAGACUUUCGUUGAUUCCGUUGAGAGCUACAAGAAAGCUGGGAUCUUAAAUUAAGAAAGUUGUCAUUUUAAUAUAUGCGUCCACUUCUAUCUGCGUAGAAGGAGGAUAUGUUUGGUGUAAUAAUAAUGUUUUCAAGGUUAAUAAAUAUCUGAGAAUGGAUUUUUUUCAGUACUGGAAAAAUAAAAAAUCUUACAGAAAUUAUUGUAAACCUCCAUUAACCAGUUUCAAGGUGUA